UUUGGGAGCGUUAACUUAAAGUUGGGUCUUUAAGGGCCCUUUUUGCCAGGAACGGCUCUCGUGUAUAUUAUUGAAAUUGAUUAGUUGAGAAAAUGAAUAAAUAUCAGCUCGUUUCACAAAAUAUUAUUUGAAACAGAGGUGAAAAUGUUAGAAAUUAUCAACAGAUUUUUGAAAAAGAUAUACCGACUUAUAAGCGGGUCAAUGACAAAUCCUUCCAAAAUAGCCUACAAAAUAUAAAACCGACUUCUUAUAGGCGAACCGACCUAUAGGCGAGUAUAUAUUACAGUAUGUUAUUUUUACAAUUUGAAAUGAUAAAUCAAUGAAUUAGACCUGAGUGGAUUAUAUUAUCAUAAAGGAAAGUAUAACAAUACCGCAUUUAGAAUUUACUCAAAGUCAAAUUUUCACUGGAAAACUUUCAAAAAGUUCUAAAUACCCCCCCCCCCCCCUAAUAUACAAAGUGCCCAGAUGGAUGAAAACAGUAUAAAAAUAUUACCUUACUAGUAGUAGUAAGACUAGUAGUACUUGUUUGCAAUUUAGGCAAUGUUCGCCUACCAGUUUAUUAGUUGAUCAGUUUUCAAAAUUGGAUGUAGGUUGUAAAUGUCCUUGGAGCAAAAUGGUAUAUUAAUUUCUAAUGUUUUUUGGGGGGGGAGGUGAAUAGUGAAUUGGCAAAAGAAGUUGGAGAGUUGGAUUCUCAUCAAGAUCAACAAAAUAAGGAACUCCAAACAUGUAAAUGUUAUUGCAGCUAACAUAUAGAAUGAUUAGGCUGUCCAGACAAGGACUGGUGCUGUUGCUGAUUGCCGGGGCUUUCCCAACGCUUAUAUUGGUCUACCUCACUCUCACGUCUGAUGAGGGGUACACCAAUGAGGCUGUAUUCCAGAGGCUGGAAUUGAAGUUUGCCAGUAAGCUCAGAGAACUUGGAAGUGACAACAGAGCUCUUAAAAAACAACUCAGUUUGGCACGUAUAGAAUUGACAGCAUUUGAAUUAAAUGCAGAAGAACAGAAUCCUAAAUUGCAUAAAAACUGCAUCAGUUCGCAGCAGGAAGUCCCCAAAUGUGAGGUGAUCCAUAUAGCCAUUGUGUGUUCAGGUCAUAAGUCCACAAGAGAUGUUGUAACCCUCAUCAAAAGUGUGCUGUUCUAUCGUAAAAAUCCACUUCAUUUCCACUUCAUCUCAGACACAACUGCACAGGUCAUUCUCAACUACCUCUUUGAAACUUGGAAGGUCCCAGAUGUCCAAAUCAGUUUCUAUCAUGCAGAUAAAGUCAAGGGGGAUAUCGAGUGGAUCCCUAACAAGCAUUACUCUGGUAUUUAUGGGCUGUUGAAGUUAGUCCUGCCUAAAACACUGCCAUUAUCACUGGAGAAGGUGAUAGUCCUAGAUACAGAUGUUAGUUUUGCUACUGAUAUUGCAGAGCUCUGGAAAAUGUUCAGCUUUCUCACAGGAACAAAGGUUCUUGGAUUGGUGGAGAAUCAGAGUGACUGGUACCUGGGGAAAAUCUGGAAGAACCACAUUCCGUGGCCAGCACUGGGUCAUGGUUUCAACACGGGAGUUAUUCUGAUGAAUUUAGGCGUGUUGAGGGAAAUGAACUGGAUGGAAAUGUGGAGGAAGAUUGCAGUAAAAGAACUAGAGACCAUGCAGUAUACACAGCUCGCAGAUCAAGAUAUCUUUAAUGCAGUGUUGAAGGAACACCCCUACUUUGUCUACCACUUGCCCUGUCAGUGGAAUGUACAGCUGUCGGACAACAGCAAGAGUGAACAGUGCUACAGUCAUGUGGAGGAACUCAAGAUCAUUCACUGGAAUUCUCCUAAAAAGUUCAAAGUCAAAAACAAGCAUGUAGAAUAUUUUAGAAAUCUUCACUUGACGUUUCUGGAAUAUGAUGGUAAUUUAUUGCGUCGAGAGUUGUUUGGAUGCGAGAAGUCAGAGGAAGACGAGACAAAUCAAGAGUCAAACACACCAAAUGAAGAGGAUGAAUGUUACGAGUUCCGGCUUGAACAGUUUGUGGUCCAUCGCACACACCUUUACUACCUGGAUUAUGACUACACACCUGAAGAAUACGAUGUGACCCUGGUGGCUCAGCUCAGUAUGGAUCGCCUGCAGAUGUUGGAGCUAAUCUGUAAGCAUUGGGAUGGCCCCAUCAGUCUGGCGCUAUACAUGUCCGAUGCAGAAGCCCAGCAGUUCCUGAGAUACGCCCAGGACUCAGAAAUACUGAUGAAGAGGAAGAACAUUGGUUACCAUAUUGUCUACAAAGAUGGGCAAUUUUACCCAGUGAACUACUUGCGUAAUGUUGCAAUGAACCAGAGUCAAACAUCCCACAUGUUUUUAACCGACAUAGACUUCUUACCCAUGAAUGACUUGUAUAAAAACCUGAAGAGUAUUGUAUCAAGGAUUGAUAUGGAGAAAGAAAAUAAGGCUUUAGUUGUUCCAGCUUUCGAAACUCAGAGAUACAGAUUUACAUUCCCUAAUACAAAAGAAGAACUCCUAAAUAAGUUAGACAAUGGAGAGAUAUUUACCUUUAGAUAUGACGUAUGGCCCCAAGGUCACCUUCCCACAAACUACACGAAGUGGAGGGCGGCCUCCGUGAUGUACUCGGUGACCUGGGAGCAGGAUUUUGAGCCGUAUAUUGUUGUGAAGAAAGGUGUUCCUCUGUUUGACCAGCGCUUUGUCGGAUUUGGUUGGAAUAAAGUCUCCCAUGCGAUACUACUGGACUUGUUACAGUAUAAAUUUGUUGUUUUACCCAACGCUUUCAUCAUCCACAUGCCUCAUGCUCCCAGUCUCGAAAUCACCAAGUUCCGCAACAGUGCACUGUACAGAAAUUGUCUGAAGACAUUGAAAGGUGAAUAUCAGCGAGAUUUGUCAAGGAGAUAUGGACUAAAGGCUCUAAAAUACUUAUCUGUGGACUGAUGUGAUCAAUAUCAAAAUGUCAUGAGAGUUGGAUCGGACACUGCAAGUAUUUGCCAAGAGCUAAGGCCAGUACUUUGUGAUUUGCAGUAAUAAGUACACGUAUACCAGGAAUUUUAAUGAGUAUGACCAAGCAGGUUCAUUGGGUAGUACCAAUUAUCAGGUGAAUCAUUCUCAGCCUCAGUGAAAGUAGUAUCUCUGUAGCAGGUGUGAGGAAUACAUGCUCAGUGUGUUCAAGUUCAAAUGCAUCAUUCACAAAUAGACACAUGUCGAUGAAGUGAAAGAAAAACUUGUAUCUACCAAGACAGUUUUACAUGUAUAUCACUGAUGCUUCUCCAAGUGUAUAUUUGUUGUCAAUUUUUUUUUAUUUCUUGUUCAAUUUUCUUGUGACAGUAAAGCAUAAACCAUGUGAACUGUGAUGUAUGGUAAAAAUCAUAAUUGUUGUAUACCAUUUUAGUAUUUCACUUAAACAUGUUAAAGUUAAUCAUGUGUUAAAGUCAAAACCAAGGUAAAAAAUACCAUCAAAUGUAGUGAUUUAUUGCUGGUAAUCUUCUGUGCUGAAUGUGUCAAUACUUUUUCAAAGGCCAUAUUUUGUUUUUAAUUUUCUUUGCUUUAUGUGACUGAGUAUUUAACAGGAGGUAUUGUUAUUUUGCCGCAGGGCUUUCAGAUGUACUCUAUGUGGUUACACAGCCUACACUCAUUUUGAUGACAUUCUUGCGUGGCAUUUUUUUUUUUUUUUUUGGGUACAUUUUUAUAUUGACUACUCAAAGAGUUUUUGUGGAUUUUAUAUGUACUAAUAAUAAAUGUAAAAUGAUAAGGACAACAAA
Messenger RNA from Ostrea edulis (European flat oyster), 3720 nucleotides. Its product is annotated as xylosyl- and glucuronyltransferase LARGE1-like. Lineage: Eukaryota; Metazoa; Mollusca; Bivalvia; Ostreida; Ostreidae. The transcript is spliced from 20 exons. Bases 731 to 2896 code for a protein of 721 amino acids. Gene Ontology annotation, biological process: protein O-linked glycosylation via mannose. Gene Ontology annotation, molecular function: glucuronosyltransferase activity; xylosyltransferase activity. The record is from RefSeq and is a predicted model, not a curated record.